This is a messenger RNA of Effrenium voratum, 1366 nucleotides long. The record is from the annotation of a GenBank genome assembly. Lineage: Eukaryota; Dinophyceae; Suessiales; Symbiodiniaceae.
CCCCCCCCUCCUUCCUCCCGGCGCGGGGGACCCGCCCGCGCCUCCGGAUGGCCUGGACGGUGCGCCUGGCGCUGCUGCAGCUGAAGCAGCGGGCGGAGCAGGAGCUUGGCUUCGGCAUCAGCUUCGCCUCAUCCCGCACCUUCGCGCUGUCGUCGUCGCUGGUGGACAACGGCCUUGCGGACGGCGAGGUGCUGCAGGUGCUGGCGCGCCGCGCCAGGCUGUUCUCCAGUCGCUUCUGCAGCAGCUUUGUGCUCGUACAAAGCGAUGGCACAGUGAAGGGCUGGGGGAACUGGCAAGCCUGCGCGGACAUGGACUUUGCGCAGCGGCGGCUCACGGAGGUCCAACAGGUGGCCGUGGGGAAGAACGCCAUGGCGGCACUGCGGGUGGACGGCACCGUGGUGUCCUGGGGUGACUGCGAGUCACCUGAAUCCUGCGGUCUGCAGGAGACGGACUUGCAGGAUGUCCAGGACAUCGCUGCCUCCAUCCACGCCUUCGCUGCGUUGCGGCGCGAUGGCCAGGUGCGCACCUGGGGCUGGCCCAACUAUGGCGGGGACAGCUCGGAGGUGCGGGACCAGCUGGUGGAUGUGGUUCAGGUUGUGGCAUCCUUCUAUGCCUUUGCAGCUCUGAAACGAGACGGUUCUGUCGUGACCUGGGGCGAGGCGCAUUGCGGGGGUGACAGCCAGCGCGUCCAAGCGGAGCUCCGCGCCGUGCGGCUGCUGCGCUCCACGGCUCGCGCCUUCGCGGCGCUGCGAUGUGACGGCACCGUGGUGACCUGGGGCCAUCCGGUGGCCGGGGGCGACAGCAGCCAUGUGCUGCUGCAAGGGGUCGUCGACGUGUCCAGCACCCGAGCCGCCUUUGCAGCGCUGCAUGGAGACAGUCAAGCCACAGCCUGGGGUCAUGCCACUGCAGGCGGCGACGCCAGUGCUGUGCAGGAUCAGUUGCAUGAGGUCCAGGAGAUCGUUGGAUCUGACGGUGCCUUCGCGGCCGUUUGCCGCGACGGGCGCCUGGUGCUGUGGGGGGAUGAGCGCUAUGGCGCGCAGAGCGGGCUGACCCACUUGAGCGACCUGCAGCAGCUGGUGGCCUCCAACUACGCCUUCGCGGCGCUGACGGCGGAGGGCACGGUGCUCACCUGGGGUCACGGCGCGGGGGGCGGCGAUAGCUCGGCGGUGCAGGAGCAGCUCAAGGAAUCUCAAAGGUCCUGAGCUGCAUGAAAGGGGAGAGGAGGUGCAGCAAGUUGUUGGCUCCAGCGACAGCUUCGCAGCACUGCGGAAGGAUGAGACGGUAGUGGUUUGGUGAAGUCGGCCCUUGCAUCUCGAGCUAGGGGCGCACAGAGCCCUUUGUGGGUGCGUUCCAUUUGCUUAAGACG